AUGUUGAUGAGAUCAGCAGGUAGCCAACGAAUUUCAAUAGGACGAUUUGGUUCUGACAUUCGACUUGUUGCCGAAGUCAAAGCUCCCAACGAGCAAGAUCUUGCCACUACCAUACGAUCAUUUUUUUCAAAACACCAUUGGAAAAAUUGUUUGGGAGAUGUAAAUGAAGCACUUGGUGGACCUUUCAGUAAAUGUUGUGUAGCCAUCGAUUUUACGACAGCACCUACGCCGUCACAUGGACCUUUGCCAUGA
Messenger RNA from Rotaria sp. Silwood2, 252 nucleotides. The record is from the annotation of a GenBank genome assembly. Lineage: Eukaryota; Metazoa; Rotifera; Eurotatoria; Philodinida; Philodinidae.